This is a messenger RNA of Lingula anatina, 1496 nucleotides long. RefSeq lists its product as uncharacterized. The record is from RefSeq and is a predicted model, not a curated record. NCBI's taxonomy places the organism in Eukaryota, Metazoa, Brachiopoda, Lingulata, Lingulida, Lingulidae.
UUCAAUCAAUCAAAAGGAUUUCAUUCAAUGCAAGAAAACAUGCGUGUUUUUUGUUUAUUUGUCUAAGUCAUACCCUUGUGACGCAAUAACGAAGCGACGUCUUGACGUUGAAAGUUCCUUUCGAUUAUGGCGUAAUUGAGUGACGUCAUAAUAGUGUCAAGUCACGCGGGGUCUUCGCUGCUUAACAUCAUCCUGAAGCAUGGAUCUCCCUGUCCGACACUUGGUGCUGCUUCAAAAGUUAUGCUAACCGACCAACGACUGCUGACAUGGCGCAAAAUGAAGCUGCGCCAAAUCCGGGGGAAGUGUUUGGUCAAUUUGAGACAGGACAACAGUUUUUGAAGGUGUUCUCAAAAAUAAUGAGCAGCCGCGCGUAUCUAGAGAAGACAGUUUCGGAGACGUAUCAGAGAUGGGCUGAAAACACCUAUUAUGAACUACACAGAGUGCCACUGACAAACGGGUCCCAAUCAGACCAGGACUAUCAGCGCGCGGUGGACAUGAUGGUCAACUUGGCCAGAGAGCAGUCGGACGCCCACUACAGGUCCUACAUGAUGAUCACUGAGGUGGACAAGUCUCCGCUGUCCCUUUUGAAUAGCUUUCAAAAUGACACAUACCAGAGUGAUGGACGCCCGUUGUCCGCCAUAGAUCCCAAAGAAACCAAGAACCAUUUUAAGGCCCGGAUACAGCAACUGAACAGAAGGCAGAGAGAGAUGAUAAAAAAAGUGACUAAGGCGAGAGAGGAAUUUAUAAAAAUGAAUGCAAAAUGUGAAGACUGCCGCGAGGCUCUGCGUAAACUAAGACUGCGAAGAUCAUACCCCGCGGCCAAAGAGGAGGCCAUCGUAGAACAACUCCAUGGCAGAGAGGCGAAGAUGGACGUGGCAUUUAGUGUAUACGAGAGCCGCCAGAAGUCGCUCGACGAGCUCCAGGUGGAGUUUUUGAAGGAAAUGGGGAACAUUGCCUCAGAUAUCAUGGAAAAGGAAAUAGUUCGACUGCAAGUUAUGAAAAUGGCUUUACAAAAGGUGAUAAAUGCCAUAGACAUUCCGAAUCGCCAAAACAGAGCGCACUGGCGUAACUUACAGCGUCAGGUCAACAGCGUGAUCAUAUCCGGAAAGACCAAUGGUCAGAGCAUCCCCGUUGACAAUAAAGAGGAAGUGACGUCAUCUUAUGAGGACUUGGCAGAUGAGGCCAUUGGGGGUGCCGAACCAAACGAGGUCGACGAACAAGUUGACACGAAGAGGCUUGUUGUCCCGUUGCACGAAAAAUACUCGAAACCCAAAGAGAAGGGAAAGCAUAAGCCCAAAGAACCCAAGUCACCGCGUCGAUCCCCAGUUGCGCCUCUUGCUCAGCCAUUGAAGGAGAAAGAAGAACCGUUGACAUUCGAGUGGCACCGGCCUGAGGCGGCAAAGGAGGCGACAAAAGUGCAACAUGUCGAACGAGGUGCGCACGCACUUCGGAAGUUAGACCAGGACAUCAUGAAGCUGAUUGAUGUAGAAGAGUAA